Meyerozyma guilliermondii ATCC 6260 is the source of this 726-nucleotide messenger RNA. RefSeq lists its product as uncharacterized. NCBI's taxonomy places the organism in Eukaryota, Fungi, Ascomycota, Pichiomycetes, Serinales, Debaryomycetaceae. The record is from RefSeq and is a predicted model, not a curated record. The transcript has a single exon. Bases 1 to 726 code for a protein of 241 amino acids.
AUGUCACUUUCUACUCGAGUCUCGUUACAAUGGCCUCCGAAUGAACCGGAGGAACUCUCUAACACUCUUGUGAUGAAUUCCAAGAGCGGGCACUUUGUUGACAUUCGUAUUUUCCGUCAGUACUAUCCAUUGAGUGAAAGAGAUGCUACAAAGCCAAUUGACGAAGUCUUCCAAUGGUGUAUGUGUGGCAUAGAAGAACCCUUAGGUGGAGGUACAAUCAACUUUAAGAAAGAUUUGGAUCAUAUCGCUGUUUCUGAAGCUCUUGAGACAGGUACACCACCCGACCAAAUUCAAAUUCAGGGAGCGCCAGAUAUCGGACACUUCUCAUCGAUUGAGGGCAGUGAGAACCGUAAAGAAACAGGUUCUAUGAUCAGCCCUGAAACUGGUAAAGAGGAAGAAUAUAUCGAGAUUUGGAAAUCGUUAGAUCCAAUUGCGCACAACCCAACUGAAGACGUGAGAGAGAAGGAGGCAUAUCUGUGCAAAGCAACUGUCCUUAAGGUCUCUAAUCCAACAUAUGAAGGCAAGUUGUUGAAAUUGGGUAAUUGGUUGCAGGGACUUCUUUAUACGAAACUGACUUGCAAGUUCAGUGUGAUUAGGUCACAUUAUGAUGGUAAUUGGAACGAUUUGAUCAAGUACGGGGAAAAAAUGUUUCCAAAGGAACUUUCUUGUACGGUUGGAGACACCAUUGAGUACGAUGGAGUCAAGUGGGAAUGUUUAGAGGUAUAA